Messenger RNA from Echinostoma caproni, 939 nucleotides. Lineage: Eukaryota; Metazoa; Platyhelminthes; Trematoda; Plagiorchiida; Echinostomatidae. The record is from the annotation of a GenBank genome assembly.
AUGGCCAUGCGUUUGGAGGAGGUUAUUUGCCAGUUGCUUUGGCAAAACACCCAAAUCGAACCGAGCUGUUCUAUCGAAAAGCUGAUGACUUGUUUGCGCAACGUGUAUCGCGAUCUGCAACCUCGACCUCCGUCUUACGAGGCGGUGCGUGCUGCCUUGUCGGCAUUGGUGACUGCAGGGGCGGUGUAUUUCAGUGGUCAAGGUUACAGUCUGCUUACAGCUGAAAAAUUGGCCGUGGCCAAGUGGUUGGAGAAUGUCCCCGAGGUCGUUUCACUGUCCGAACAGGAGGAACAGGAGAAGGAGGAAGAGGAGGAGGAGGAACGAGAUGACCAAGCCGGUGAUUCGACUGUUGAACCGAAAAAAGCCCCAUUGGCUCAGAUUGAACCUUGUAGUGAACCCUAUGGAGUCUGUCAUACAGAUUCCUCGCCCACGUGCAACCCGUAUGCCAGUUCCAAUGUAUUGAAUCUGCGUUCAGACCCAAUCAUGGGGUAUAAUGGUUAUCUGGAAUCACCGACCAUGCAGCUGUCCAAUCCGGCGGUCCUGUCCAGUAUGCCCAGUUUAGAAUUUCCCAGCUCACUCGAACUACAAGCUCGACGAAAUCGACCAACUCGGGACAAAUCGGAAACAUGGAAUCCAACCUUGCAUGUCUCUCCACCGGUCCGCCAUCGGGAUGCGAGUAUUCCGGCUGGUGGUCUAUCUCAACCCACUAUAUCCGCACCGAUGCAAACCGAACGACAUCGGUCGUUCCCAAUGCACAACCUGAGUCAGCCCUCUCGACCUGUAAACUAUGUGAAAGCGGAUUGGUCUUCUUCAAAUCCGGUGGUCAGUGGUGCGACAUAUCCGACCAAAGAUCCACUGCCCUCUUCCAAAUCGAAAGGCAUGUUUUUGUUAUGCUUCUUCGCAAGUUAUCUUAUUAUCAUUCUAGGCUCAAAGUGCUGA